This is a messenger RNA of Corylus avellana, 1053 nucleotides long. The record is from RefSeq and is a predicted model, not a curated record. NCBI's taxonomy places the organism in Eukaryota, Viridiplantae, Streptophyta, Magnoliopsida, Fagales, Betulaceae.
AUGGGUUUGCGUGGAAUACUAUUGCAACAACAGCUACCGCUUGCGGCCAUAAUUUUAGCAGCAAUAGCAGCAGCAACUGCAGCAUCGGAACCCAAUUCAAGCUGCAUCAGAAGAUGUGGAUCGCUUCAAAUCCCCUACCCAUUUGGAACAAGCGAGGAGUGUUGCCUUGAUCGAUCUUUUCUCAUCACUUGUAACAACUCAACACCAUUUCUGGGCGGCAGUAACGAAUUAAAGGUCCUAGACGUAUCAAUGGAUGGUGAAAUGCGAGUCUCAAGCCAAAUAGCCCGUGAUUGCCCCAACGAGCCGGGCAAUAACGCCAGCGAAAGCGCUUACGGGUUCUCAUUACUAGACCACUUUCUCAUCUCACCUACGAAGAACAAGUUCACUGCAGUCGGUUGCAACACUGUUGCCGUUAUUGUUGGUAUAAUAGUGGGAGACGAGAAUUACACGACUGGAUGCUUGUCGCUCUGUAACAGUAUUGAGAGUGUUGGCAACGGAUCUUGCGAUGGAAUUGGCUGUUGCCAGAUUUCUAUUCCACAAGGAAUGAGUCUUUUUGGUCUGGCUGUUAGCAGCUGGUACAAUGACUCCACAGUAGCCGACUUCAAUCCAUGUAGUUUCGGUUUUGUGUCGGAAGACGAAGCAUACAACUUUUCCUCCUUGGAUCUUAUGAAUUUACAGAACAGAGAGACUGUUCCUGUGGUGCUUGAUUGGACAGUUGGGAAUGAGACAUGCACAGAUGCUAAGACAAAUUUGACAAGCUAUGGAUGUAAGGCAAACCAGAGUGAAUGUUACAAUUCCAUCAACGGCCCUGGAUAUUUUUGCAAUUGCUCCUCAGGCUUUGAAGGGAACCCAUACCUCCAUGAUGGUUGUCAAGAUAUUAAUGAGUGCGAAAUUUCAAAGCCCUGCAAUAUGACAUGCACCAACAUUCCGGGCAGUUAUAAAUGUGGUUGUUCCAAGGGGUACGAAGGUGAUGGGAUGAAACACGGAACAGGGUGUCGUCCUAUCGUCAGCAAUUCUAGGAGAAUAGCUAUUGAACUGGAAUACCAUCUUUAG